AUUUUUCGUGGUAAAUAUGUUUUUAAACAAUAGGUGAUUAAUUAAAAAGGCAUCCUGUAGAUUCUUGAAAUCUGUGGGGAUUAGGAAGGCACUGUCACGAUUUUGAUGGCCAUCUAAAUUUCCAUUGGUUGAACUAUACAAUAGACCCCUAUCGCCACGUAUCCAAUCGGCAACCUUAUUUCUCUACGUUUUCUAAAUCAUGAACGCACGCAGAACCUAUUCAGGAGCUUUUGGUUGGCUGACGGGGUGCAUGACCUUUGAGGGAAUGAUUGGAACAAGUGAAAUAAUGAAAACCCUUCCACCAGUGAAGGCAUAAUUUAAGUUAAGAAUGAUUAUUUGGCUAUUUGGCUAGAGAUUGAACUUGAUCGAAUGAUUUGACAGUGAGAAGUCACUUGCCUCCCUAUUCUUGUCAUUGUUGAUUCUAAUAUCUUUCUCGUGUGCAAAUACAUUUGGCUUUCAGCAGCCUUGAGUUACUUUGAAUGAAAUCCUUAAUGAGUCGUUCAAGUUCUUUAAGUGAUUGUAAACCAGUGUUAAUUUACCAUUUCUUUGCCUUUUUUGACCGCAAAAGAACACUCAGGUCUGUGUUUGCAAAGCACGGCCUUGUUGUUUGUCUUUGUGAGAAAUACAGCAAAAAGAACUGGUCACCUGUGCAAAAUGAUCAAUUUUCUUAUAAGAAGCAUGCAUGCCAAUUCUUCUUUGCAAGUGCAAGUCUGAGCAUCUGUUUUUAUGUAAGCAUUUCAGACAAGGGCCGAGAUGCGGCUUUUUGUUCCAGCCACCGUUGAUAAGUUAGUGUAGCAGUAGCCAUUCUUAAUGAUAUAAAAGAAUUUACUCGUGCUGCGAAAAAAGACCCUCCAAGCCCCCCUUUUUAGGUCCUUGAUUUCAAAAGAGUUUGUAAAUAGAAACAGUUGUUUUUGUCUCGCAGUCAUGAGGGAGGCUGCCUCGCUCUCGAACCGCGGCGACUUCCCUUGAAAAAAGCUUCCACCGGUGUGGGGAGGAAGUAAAUAAGACGAAUUGAUGGAAACACAAAGGUAACAUUAAUUAACGUUGUAUGCUUAUCAGCAAAUGAGCAGAUGUUUGUUAUUCGGAAUAUUGUGCGGAUGAGGCAGAUGUUUUCGGAGAUAAACGGGCUAAGUAACUCAGCAGUUCAGUGUUAGGCCAUUUGUUUCGUGUGGUCGCGAUGAACAACCAAAGUUUUGUUUCAAGUCUCUGUGCGUUUCCAGUUGCAAUUAUAGUCGUGUUCUUGUCUCUAUCGUGUUGUAAUGCCGUAGAAAACACCAUCUCAGAAGAUUUAAAGUUGAAAAACAAACAACAUGGGAAAUGGGAAAAACUUGGAGAUCAUGGCCAACCAAUUGAAGAUGGAUUAUUAAAUCUUGAUUAUUCAAUAGGGGGCGCAGAUUUCUAUGCUCAUUUUAUCAGGAAAAGAAAUCCAGUUGUCUUUAGAGGGAUUGCAAAAGAUUGGGAGGCAGUGAAGAAAUGGCAAGACGAAAAAUACCUAGAGGAGAAGUAUGGCCACGUGUUAAUGGAUGUUGAGCUAGGAAAGGUUUACAAGAAUGAUUUGUAUCCCAGAAAAACAAUGAAUAUGAGUGAAUUUCUAGGAAUAUACAAAAAUAGUACUGUUUAUCUUGAUUCCCCAUUCCCACAAACUGAGAUGAUGAAUGACCUUGAAGUUCCAGUUUUUAUGCAAUGCCCAGAGCUUUCACCAAAUUUUACUAGUGCUCACUUGCUUUUUUCAAGUGGCAACACAAGCUCUUGUUUUCACCAAGAUGGUUAUGAGAACUUAUUAACAAUGAUUUCAGGAAGAAAAGUUGUUACAUUGGUUAAUUACACAUACAUGCGAGAAGUUUAUGCUGACAAUAUUGAUACAUUUCCAGGGUUAUCACCAAUUAGUCCUGAAGCGGUUGAUUUUGAUAAAUGGCCCCUAUUUAAAGACAUACCAUUUUUCAAGAUCACAUUACAUCCGGGAGACCUUGUUUAUAUUCCAAAGCACUGGUGGCACCAUGUGAGAUCUCAUGGCUCUCCAAAUAUUGGUGUAUCAAUUUGGUUUAAUCUAUUUGCAAAUACAACAGAACCUGGUGAUAACGAGGAGAUUCUAGGCAUAAGAGAUGUCACAAAGCUUGAAGAGCAGUUUGCCAAAACUGUCAGUAGUGCCCCUGAAACAAUUGAAUGCAGAUCACAGAAUAUACCGAUUUCAAAAUUCUUAACAUUUGAGCAGACAUGGAAUACGCCUAAAGAUGAAAACUUUGCUCAGAAAAAAAUAAAGCUUAAAAAUGGCCAUGAAAUGCCAAUACUUGGCUUUGGGACUGCUGGGCUAUUUGAAAAGACUGAAGAAAUGAUGAAGAUUGCACUGAAGGAAGGUUAUAGGCUAAUUGAUUCCGCGCAAGCUUAUAAUGAAAGUGCUAUCGGCUAUGCGUGGCGUUCAUCUGGAUUGCAACGAAGUGAAGUUUUUAUAGUUUCCAAGAUUCAUCCUAAAAACUUGGGUUUCGACACAACAAUUCAAUCUAUUGAUGAAAGUUUAUCGAAUCUGCAGACGGAUUACGUUGAUCUGAUGUUAAUCCAUUCGAAGGAUUGUGAUGAGGGUCCAGGUGCGCUGUUGGUUUGUGGGAAAGGGGAGCCGAAAGGAGAUUGGAUCGAAACAUGGAGAGCAUUAGAAUUCAUGGUCAAAAAAGGGAAGAUACGAAGCAUAGGCGUCAGCAAUUUCGAAGUUGACGAUCUGAUAAAGUUGCGAAAUAUCACACAGGAAGAUUUGUCAGUGGUGCAAAAUUGGUUUGAUCCUUUUAAUACGGACGAUGCUGUCAGAGAAUGGUGCAAGAAAAACGAUGUUGCCUACAUGGGCCAUAGUACUCUGGGAGAAUCCUGGGUGAGAGAAGGAAUGUCAUACAAUCCAGUGAUUGAAAAUGAAGGCUUGAAAAGAAUUGCUCACAGAUUCGAUGCUGAUGUCCCACGUGUUGUUCUGCGAUGGGCAAUCGGAAAUGACGUCAUUGCAAUACCUCGCUCAUCAAAUCCUGAUCAUAUUGCGACCAACCUUGUUCUAAGCUUUAUAGAAUUCGACCAACAUGACAUUGAAUACAUAACUGGUUUGAAAAAUACAUUGGAUCUCGAGAUGCAAAGCGGAGGAGACCAAGAUAACGUACUCAGUUCAAGUAAGAACCCCAAUCAAGGGCCUAACAAUAGCGACAAAUCAUUUGUUUACAGCAACGUGCUUUCUGAAGAAGUUUCUCCGGACGUUCCAACGAUUUUCCUAAGCUCUGAUGAUUUCUGGAUUUACGCCUUCGAUGCACAAACUGGGAAAAUAAUGUGGAAGACUGAAACUGCAGACGAAACUGGAUCUUCUUGCGAUUUUAGCCUAAAUGGGGAAAUAAUCUAUUGUGGUGCAGAUGAUUCUUACAUUCGUGCGCUUUACACUCGCAAUGGGACCUUGGCUUGGAAGCACAAGACUGGAUCUAGUGUGACGUCAUCCUGCCAUGUUACAAAAGAUGGCACUAUAGUCGUCGGCUCCCACGACCGGUUCCUUUACGCACUGCAUGCCAAUGGGACGCUAAGAUGGCGAUUCAAGACCUCCGAAUCUAUUUGGUCAUCUCCUGUUUCCAACAGCCAUGGUGACCUUGUUUUUGUUGCCUCGUAUGCAGAAUACGGGGAUAACGUCUACGCCGUUGAUUUAAAUACCGGAAAAGCAAAGUGGAAGUUUGAAGGAGAAGGAGGUUUUAUAUCUUCCCCCUCUGUCAGUCCUGACGAGUCGAUUGUGGUCUUUUGCAGUGGAUAUGGCAUUGUAUAUGCACUUGAUCUGUGGACUGGGGAGCUUGUAUGGAGAAAGAAGUUCGCUGGUGCUAUAGAGUCGACGCCUGUCUUCACAAGGAAUAACCGGCUGUUUAUUACUACGCACGAUGGUGAAGUUGCUGUUGUAGAUGGUCAUAAAGGGAAACUUUUAUGGAGCAAACAAGUCUCUGUUAACGUCACUUCAAGCCCAACACUAGGCCCUGAUGGCCAGGUCUUCAUCUCUGGUGGUGAUGGCCUACUCCUCAGUUUGGCCCAGAAAAAUGGUGCACAAAUAUGGAGUAAAAAGUUAGGAUUGAUGACUUUCUUCUCAUCCCCUCGCCUCUCAAAAAAUGGUAUGCUUUACGUUGCGACUGCGGACAAACCAGGACCAUUGUUUGCUCUCAAACCUGAGAAUGGGGAAAUCAUAUGGAAAACAGACACUGAUGGACCAAUAGUUGGUACACCUCUUAUAACAAGGAAAUUUGCUGUUACAUAUAAAUGAUAUAAAUAUGAAUUAUUAAAUAUUUAAGGGUUUAAACAGGAAACUUAAUCACAUUUAUUAGAUAAAAUCUUUCAGUCACUAUCAUUUACAACAAGGUAUUGAUAUAGUGUUAAAUUAUUGACGUCAUAACAAUAUACUCUUUUGAAUUUUACUUAAUGAAUAGACUGAAAAAAGACUCAUGAAGUUAACCAGUUAACCAGAUACAAAUUGGUUAUCUUUGCAAAAAGA
Messenger RNA from Rhopilema esculentum, 4483 nucleotides. RefSeq lists its product as uncharacterized. The record is from RefSeq and is a predicted model, not a curated record. Gene Ontology annotation, molecular function: protein binding. NCBI's taxonomy places the organism in Eukaryota, Metazoa, Cnidaria, Scyphozoa, Rhizostomeae, Rhizostomatidae.